Torulaspora delbrueckii is the source of this 804-nucleotide messenger RNA. It is a transcript of the gene EMC3, whose product is annotated as ER membrane complex subunit EMC3. The transcript has a single exon. Gene Ontology annotation, cellular component: membrane; EMC complex. Gene Ontology annotation, biological process: protein folding in endoplasmic reticulum. NCBI's taxonomy places the organism in Eukaryota, Fungi, Ascomycota, Saccharomycetes, Saccharomycetales, Saccharomycetaceae. The record is from RefSeq and is a predicted model, not a curated record. The coding region runs from base 1 to 804 and encodes 267 amino acids.
AUGCUAACAAAUUGGUGGUCAUUAGUACUCACCGGGUCUGCCGGUGCAGUUGCUGAAUUGACGCUGGACUCUAAGUUGAAAUACUGGGUGCUGUUACCGAUCUCCAUCGUCAUGGUGUUGGCCGGCGUUCUUCGUCAGUAUAUUAUGGAGCUUAUCGAGCCUAAGACUAAAGGUAUGCCACGGGCAAAAAUCACUGAGACCCAAUACAUCAAUAAAGCUCAGGCGUUUUUGGGCAAUAACUCAAAUUUAUCUGAGGAAUCAUUCCAGGCAAGACAGGCAUACUUGACACAAUUGCUGUCAGAAGGCAAAUUUUUGGCUCAGGCCAAGACUGAAGAAGGACAAGUACAAAAUCCUUUCACUGAUCCAAACAUGUCUGAUGCUGUGAUGAGUAUGGCCAAGGGAAAUAUGGCAAAUUUUAUUCCUCAAACGAUAAUAAUGUGGUGGGUUAAUCAUUUCUUUGCCGGUUUCGUCCUAAUGAAACUGCCAUUCCCACUUACCCCCAGGUUCAAGGAGAUGUUACAAAGCGGCGUGAUGACUUCAGACUUGGAUGUUCGUUGGGUCAGCAGUAUCUCAUGGUAUUUCAUUUCCGUCCUUGGUUUAAAUCCAGUCUACAAUCUUAUUCUGUCGUCCCCCAAUGAGGAUCAGAUGGGCAUGAUGCAGCAACAGGAUCCCAUGGCCAACAUGCCAGGACAGCCACAGGCAGAGGCCAUUUGCAAGAGUUUAGCCAACGAUUUAACCAUCGCCCAGCAUGAAAGUUGUUUUGAAAACAUUGAAGAGAGGAUACUAGAGAAAUAUGCAAAAUGA